AUGGGAGACCGCGGUUAUUGGCAUAAUCUUCCUUAUUUUUCUGCAAUUCACCCGCUAUCUGAGGCAACGAAAACCAAAGCUAUUUUGGGUCUCAGCUAUGGCUCCGAUGGUGGUCGUUAUACUUGGCUCCUUGUUGGUCACCUGCAUAGAGGGCUAAAUCCUAUAAGCAUCAAAGACUUGAAUUUUAACUCUGAGUAUCUACCCUACACUUUGAAAGCCGGACUCAUUACUGGAAUUAUUGCUAUGGCUGAAGGGAUAGCAAUUGGAAGAAGCUUUGCCAUAAUGACAAAUGAACAAAUUGAUGGAAACAAGGAGAUGAUUGCUUUCGGACCAUUCUCAAAAACUGCAGUGAAUUUCAAUGCUGGGAGUAAGACUGCAAUGUCUAACAUAGUAAUGGCUGUUGGCAUGAUGCUCACUCUCCUAUUCUUGGCUCCUCUCUUCAGUUAUACCCCUCUUGUUGCUCUAUCUGCCAUUAUCAUGUCCGCAAUGUUGGGUCUCAUCAACUAUGAGGAGAUUUACCACUUAUACAAGGUUGACAAGUUUGACUUCUUGAUUUGUUUAGCCGCUUUGCUUGGCGUUGCAUUCAUAACCAUGGAUAUGGGCGUCAUGAUGUCGGUUGCGCUUGCUUUGUUGAGAGCACUUCUUUAUGUGGCCAGACCUGCGGCUUGUAAGCUUGGAAAAAUACCAAACUCGAUUUUGUACCGCGACACUGAACAAUAUGCUGCAGCCACAACUAUCCCUGGAAUCCUUGCUUUACAACUUGGUUCUCCUAUUUACUACGCAAAUGGCAACUAUAUAAGAGAAAGGAUUCUGCGGUGGAUUCGAAAUGAAGAGAGCACUUCAGAUUCGAAGGGGAAAGCUGUAGAACAUGUUUUGCUAGAUUUGACAGGAGUUACAUCCAUUGACACGACAGGUAUCGAAACGCUAAUUGAAGUGCGCAGAAUGUUAGAAGCCAAAAACAUUAAGAUGAAAAUUGUAAACCCCAGGCAAGAGGUUUUGGAGAAAUUCAUGAGAUCAAAAUUCCUAGAGAAGAUCGGCAAGGAAUCCGUAUUUUUGUGCGUGGAAGAUGCAGUUGAGGCAAGUUGUGAGCUUUCAUUUGCGAAAGAAAAGCAAGGUUUCGUAGCAGAACAUUCAGAGGCUGCAUAG
Dovyalis caffra is the source of this 1146-nucleotide messenger RNA. The record is from the annotation of a GenBank genome assembly. Lineage: Eukaryota; Viridiplantae; Streptophyta; Magnoliopsida; Malpighiales; Salicaceae.